Penicillium canescens is the source of this 1023-nucleotide messenger RNA. RefSeq lists its product as uncharacterized. The record is from RefSeq and is a predicted model, not a curated record. Bases 1 to 1023 code for a protein of 340 amino acids. The transcript is spliced from 4 exons. NCBI's taxonomy places the organism in Eukaryota, Fungi, Ascomycota, Eurotiomycetes, Eurotiales, Aspergillaceae.
AUGUUUGAAAAGUUCAUCUCUCAUCGCACCCCUGAAAAGGACCGUCGGAAUACAAAUGAUCGGGUUGUGGUAGCUUCUUCAUUGCCUAAUGUGCAUCUGCGAGAUCCACGUCCGAAGUUUGCGGACAUUGAAGCAAUGGAGUUCUGGAAACGCAUAUUCCCCGGCGCCAUGGACCAAUUCAAAUCGAGCCCACCGCAAUCCAAACCACAAUCCCCGGAAUACAAUAUUCGAGACAAGCGGGACUGGCAGGGUAUCUAUCAGGCAUUAGAGAAUGCAAGAGCUCACUACCAGAACCGGGGAGGUGCCGUUGGAAAUCUGCGUUUUCAUCUCCGAAAGGGGGCCGAUGGUAUCGCUCCUGCUGUUUCUGUUACGAGGGCCGUCUCUGAAAUUGCCCCCGGCGAUCCUGUUUUGACGCCUAUUCUCGGUGCUCUUGUCAUACUCAUGGAUGCCGUGAAGACGUCUUCUGUGGUCCGCCAACAGGCUUUGCAGGGCUUAGGUAACCUCACGACCAUUUUUGCAGACGUUGAACUCUUUCUGCGAACAUUUCCAAAAGAUUCCCAUAUCUUGAAUGCAUCACUUUGCCUGAUUAUCACCACCCUUGAUACAAUUGAGCGAGGAAUUGCUUUCUUUAUGAGUGCCCAGGUAGCGCGGAUGGUAAAGGCAGUGGCAUUGGGUGAUAGAUACGGUGAAAGCCUUGUGAAUGGCCUAGACCUGAUCAAUCAGAAAUGCCAAGCUCUCAUGCGAGAAGCGAAUAAAUCGACUCUAUAUCAAGUUCAUUUGGCUUCUCAGGAGGCGUCUAAGGUGCUUUCCCAAUUGUGGGUCGAGACAAAGCAAAGCGUACACCCGGCACUGGAAAGAAUACAAAACAUGAUAGAAAACUUGACUGGGAAGGACCUACCAAUCGAGAAAGGCAGACGUGAGUACUUCACUUCUAACAAAAGGAAAGUCUACAUGGCUCUAACCUAUCUGUAUGAUACAAAGAAAAUUCUCGAGCCGCAGAGGAAGAUCUACUUCGUGCAAUAG